Messenger RNA from Exaiptasia diaphana, 1177 nucleotides. RefSeq lists its product as uncharacterized. The record is from RefSeq and is a predicted model, not a curated record. The transcript has a single exon. Bases 124 to 990 code for a protein of 288 amino acids. NCBI's taxonomy places the organism in Eukaryota, Metazoa, Cnidaria, Anthozoa, Actiniaria, Aiptasiidae.
UGUGUUGUGUUUCUUCAUUGUCGCUUUUGUGAAUCUAUUGCUCAUUUUGACUGCUGUUGUGGCUUUAAAAGAGAACGUUUUCUCUCGCCAGCAAGGCUAAAAGAGCUGUUACGUUCGCCAGUAAUGAGUAAGGCCAUGUAUUAUCGCUUUAGUAUUAUUUUCGUGACGAUCGUCAUGACGUCGAACUGGAAUGUGCAGUCAGUCGAAGGCGAAAGUUGCUCCAAUGACAAGGGUUGUACAGGAGUCUAUAGAAAAUGCUGCAAUAGAAAGUGUAUUAUGCGCAAAUACUGUGAUAACUAUUGCCUAUWCACCAAGGACUGUGCACAGAAAGAAACUUGUGUAAACAAAAAAUGCAUGAAAUCUUGUACUUAUACACACGACUGUGUGUGGCAAGGUUACAAGGCUUGUUGUGAUAAAAUAUGCAGUCUUCGUAAGUAUUGUCAUAACUUCUGCCAGUCAAAAGAUGAUUGUACMCCGGAGGAAUACUGCAUUGGUAAAAAAUGUACUAAAACUCUUCCCUYSAAUUAUUGUGAUUCAAUGCAUGAUUGUUCAUCGAACCAAGACUGCAAAGAUAGCCUAUGUGUUUCUAAGUGUAACUGUGGGCAUAAYGAAGAAUGUAUAGGUGGAAAAUGUGAAAAGGAGUCAUCAUCAUUCUCUACUGCAUCAAUUGUUGGGUUUAUGGUUGUUGUUAUCGUCGGAAGUUGUAUUGCAUGCGUAGUGUACUGUGGAUGUGCAAGGACAGCUGGACGACAAACACGCCAACCACAACAGCAACAACAACAGCAACAACACUUGCAAUUGAGCACUAGAGGUACUGGUUCUGAUGUUAURCCAGAAACAACUGGAGAACCUGAAAGUCCCCCUAUACUCCCUGGUGGACCUCCUCCUUACCAUUCACUGGAAAGGCUUGAUGGGACUGCAGAAUUACCUCCCCCUCCUACUUAUGCAGAAGCUGUGAGAGAUUCUCAUAAAACUUUAAAUGUGGUUUGAUUGUAUUUAGAAACCAUUGUAUGGGGAAGGGGAGGGGAGUUUGAAUGAAUUAUUAUUGACAGUUUUUUCUCCCCCUCCCCCCUAAUUUUUCUACAUGUUUAUAGGGUCUGACUAAUUCAAAAAAUAGCAGUGACUUGACAUAAUGUUGUUCUAGAUAAUGACUAGUAGAGCUAAUUUCAUAUGACUG